AAGCAAUUCAAAACAUUAUUUCAAUACUCGCAAAAAAAUACCAACUUCAUAAUAAUAACUUGACAAAUGAAGAACUACAACAAUGUAUUCUUGAAAUGGUUCUUGCAGGCACAGAUAAUACUUCCAAUGAGACAAGACCGAUUAUUGACGCAAAGACCAAGCAGGAUAUAGCUCAACAACCUGUUAACAAUGAAAUUCUUAACAUGCUUCCAAGAAAAAAAGUUGUUUUGUCAGGGCUGCCAGUGUUGGAGGAUAUGCUCAAACAUUUUGUGAAAGCAAUGAAAGAAAUUAUUAGAUAUAAAAGAAACACCUUGAACAUUACAGAUAGAAAAGUAGAUUGUGAGGAUUGGAAUUCUUUUUUAGAAAAUUUUAAAAAGACAACAAAUGAACUUAAUAUCGAAUUCAAUAUCAUAAAUAUUUUAGACAUAAAUCAACGAUACUCUAUG
Molecule: messenger RNA, 446 nt
Organism: Racocetra persica
Lineage: Eukaryota; Fungi; Glomeromycota; Glomeromycetes; Diversisporales; Gigasporaceae
Source: the annotation of a GenBank genome assembly